AUGACUUACAACGCUGAAUCUUCGAGUUUUAGGCGGAGCAGAUCUAUUGGAGGCAGAAGAAUGUGUGACUGUGGGUUGCCCGCCAAGAUUUUCACUGCGUGGACAAAUAAGAAUCCUGGGCGAAAAUUUUUUGGUUGUGAACUGUAUAAGGAAAUGGGCAAUGAACACUGCAAAUUCUUUGAAUGGUUCGAUGAAGGAGAAGUCACUGGGUGGCCAAAAAGAGCGUUGAUUGAAGCUAGAGAUGAAAUUAGAGAGAAAAGAAGAGUGAUCAAUGAACUGAGAAAUAGAAAUUUGGAACUUUCUAUGGAAUUGGAGAAGAAAGAGGCUGCAAAAUCAAAUGGAAGUGAAGAUGAGAUGAAACGUUUGAACCCCAACCUUGGUUGGAAGAAUAAGUUUCUGAAACUGUGUUGUAUUGUUAGUGAUUAA
Molecule: messenger RNA, 426 nt
Organism: Brassica rapa (field mustard)
Lineage: Eukaryota; Viridiplantae; Streptophyta; Magnoliopsida; Brassicales; Brassicaceae
Molecular function (GO): zinc ion binding
Source: RefSeq, a predicted model, not a curated record